AUGGACGCUCGAGGGUCCCUCAUCCGCGUGGUUAACUUCUUACCACAGUCCACGGGCCACAAUCAUCGCACCCAGUCUCUCGACUAUGCCAUUGUCCUCGACGGGGAGAUGGAAAUGGUGCUAGAGGACGGGUCGCGAACUAGGGUAAGGGCUGGCGAUGUGGUUGUGCAGCAGGCGACGAAGCAUCAGUGGGAUAACCCUCCUGGUCGAACUGCUCGCGUCAUUUUUGUCUUGCUCCGGUCUGAGGCCCUUGUGGUGGGAGAGAAGCUGGGUGAUUCGGGGAUUCCGGACGCGUUUAGGGUUACUACAUAA
Messenger RNA from Aspergillus fischeri NRRL 181, 312 nucleotides. Its product is annotated as cupin domain-containing protein. The record is from RefSeq and is a predicted model, not a curated record. The transcript is spliced from 2 exons. The coding region runs from base 1 to 312 and encodes 103 amino acids. Lineage: Eukaryota; Fungi; Ascomycota; Eurotiomycetes; Eurotiales; Aspergillaceae.